AUGUCCGCACUGACCGUUUCGCUGUUGAGCGGCCGCGGCGUCAGCACGAAAUCACGCACCUCCAACGAUUCGUCUUCCUCGGUUUCGAUGAGGAAGCAUUACCAGCGUCGUAGCUCUCUUCAUCAUCCGACGACGACGAAAAAUCAUCAUCCUCGCGCGACACCCGAUCGAAAUUGGAUUAAGAACAACAACAAGAACAGCGCAAACAACAUACAAAAGUCCUCGAAGGUACGCUUAAACUCCCCCUCGUUUGGUGGUUCCUCCGUUUUGGAGGACUUUGACGGACAGAAACCGGAAAUUGCGACGACGACGAGGAGGAGUAGCACCGUGAAUAAUCCUUUGCGAGAAUCGAAAUCGAGAGCAGAAAACGCGAUGCGAGCGAGACAGUUUUUUAACAACAAACAGUCCUCCUCGUACGCGAACGGAGGGAGCGCGGCAUUUGGGAGCAUGGUUCCCGAGGACGAAGAAGCGAGCACGAGCGGGCAACAAGAAUUACAACAACAACAACAACAACAACAACUAGAAAAACAAGAAAGAGAAGAGCAAAUGUCCGACAUCAAGAAGCGCAUGAUGGUGGCGUUGGAGUGCGAGCGUCAGGAUCUGGCGGAUGGAUCUGUUUUAUUCAGCUUCUCGGAGAAACCGUUAACGAGGCAACAGAAAGCCGCCUUGGCGGCGGAGGAAGAGAAAUUGCAAAUCACUUCCAGCGAUUUUGAACGCCAGCCGAAUUUUAUCGAGCGGUGGUUCAUGACUGUCCGCUUCCAAGCCGCCACCGUCUCCGUAGAAAAAGCGUUCUUCUUCGUCCUCUCGACGCCGUUUCGAAUGGUAUUCUGGACGUUCGCGUACGCGAUGCGUUUGCUCUUCUGGAUCGUCACCGGAAGAUUCUCCAACUUGCUCUUCAGCUUGAACAAAGGUAAACGAAGAGCCUCGAAGCAGUUAGCGGCGAACUAUUCGCAAAUGGAAAUCGAAAAGCAAAGGAAGGAAAAGAUGGAACGAGAGAGAGCGUUUGUCGAGGGGAGCGCGAAAGUCGCCAGGGAGCGGUUGCAGCUGUGA
This is a messenger RNA of Bathycoccus prasinos, 1050 nucleotides long. RefSeq lists its product with no specific name. Lineage: Eukaryota; Viridiplantae; Chlorophyta; Mamiellophyceae; Mamiellales; Bathycoccaceae. The coding region runs from base 1 to 1050 and encodes 349 amino acids. The transcript has a single exon. The record is from RefSeq and is a predicted model, not a curated record.